AUGGCGGACGAUGGCAUGCUUAUGAACUUUGACGUGGGGGACGGGAUUAUCAGCUCGCAACAGAAAUUUAGAGGCGGGAAGUGGAAGGACCGUCUCGUCGCCAAAAAAAUCGCUGACCAUCGACAUAAAAAAUCGCAACAGCCAAAUACUGCAGGGGAUAAUAGCCAGGCCGCAAGAAGAGAAGACAGAGACCAUGGAGGCGCGCCCAACCGUCCACCCAAGCGACAGAGACUCAAUAAUGGGGAUUUUCAACCAAGCAGUGCUACGAUAACCGGGACUCCGAAUAAUGCUAGCAGCAGAUAUGCUAAUGGCCCACAAAGAGAAGUCAUCUCGUCGCUUUUCUCGUACAAUCCCGUUGCUACGACCGCCUCUCCAACGGAUGCGACUGCGGCGCAAGAUGAUUCAGAAGCUCCAAAGGCGUCUAACGCCCCUCUUGUUGACGGAAUUGAUACCUUCACCUCCCUCGGCCUGUCGCCAGAACUAGCGGCGCAUUUACUGACGAAAUUAAACUUGAAAAACCCUACCGCUAUUCAAAAGAGUUCGAUCACACAGCUAUUGAAGGAAAAUUGCGAUGGGUUUAUACAGGCGGAGACUGGCUCUGGAAAGACAUUGGCAUACCUUCUGCCCUUGGUUCAGCGGUUAAUGGACUUGUCUGGCCCGAAAAGCGCAGAAGGAGGUCAAGGGUCAUCUACUCCAAUCCAUAGGGACUCUGGUUUAUUUGCGAUUAUCCUUGCGCCAACACGAGAACUUUGCAAACAGAUAUCGGUGGUGCUUGAUGGAUUGUUGAAUUGUGCCCACUGGCUCGUGGCCGGUACCGUUAUUGGUGGAGAGAAGAAAAAAUCAGAAAAGGCCAGGCUAAGAAAGGGGCUGAACAUCCUCGUUGCGACUCCCGGACGACUUGCAGAUCAUCUAGAUAAUACCCAAGUCCUUGACGUGGGCCUUGUUAGGUGGCUUGUGCUAGACGAAGGUGAUAGACUGAUGGAAUUGGGCUUCGAAGAAGAGAUUCAAGGAAUAAUUAAAAAGCUGGACUCAAAAAGGCGGCCUACGUCAAAGAUUGCAAACCUUCCUUCGAGGAGACUGACAAUAUUAUGUUCUGCUACGUUGAAGAUGAAUGUUCAACGUUUGGGGGAGAUGAGUUUGAAGGACGCUGUACACAUACAGGCUGACCCGGCCGACGAAGCGGAAGAAAACGCCUCUGAAACCGGCGGUGCACAGAAGGACUCGGAAUUCUCAGCACCAGCUCAACUUAAGCAGUCGUUCGCGAUAGUUGCAUCGAAACUUCGGCUUGUCGCCUUAACAGCACUCCUUAAAAGUACCUUUGCACGCAAGGGGACGGUUAUGAAGGCUAUUGUAUUUGUUUCUUGUGCGGAUUCUGUGGACUACCAUUUCGAGGUAUUUAGCAGGAAGCCAAACAAACCUGCUAUAGACGAAGGUGGUGACAAGGAGAAGAAAGAGAAGAGAGAGAAGAAGGAGAAGAAGGAGAAAAGAGAGAGAAAAGGAAAAGAGGAUAAAGAAGAAAACGAUGAGAAAGAGGAGGAAGGUUCGGAUUCCGAAGAGGCACCCGCUCCUAAUGCAUCUUUACAAGGCACUGUGGCUCAAUGCCCAACGCUAUCAAAUCCGACAAACUCGGUAGUUCUACAUAAGCUCCAUGGCUCACUUCCCCAGCACGUUCGAACCGCUACGCUUGCCGCAUUCGCUAAACAAAAGGAUACCUCCGUAUUAAUCUGCACAGAUGUCGCAUCCCGUGGUCUCGAUCUACCAAACGUCGACUUUGUCAUCGAGUAUGAUCCAGCAUUUUCCGCUGAUGAUCACCUUCAUCGUAUCGGACGUACAGCUCGAUUAGGGCGUGAUGGUCGCGCUUUAAUCUUUCUUCUCCCCGGGAGUGAAGAAGGUUAUAUCAAAGUUUUAAAACGUGGGUAUCGUGAUGAUAAUGACAAGGCUGUGACUCGCAGUGAUGCGAACGACAUCCUGAAGCGAGGGUUUGGCAGGAACAACAACGCCGCAGGCAAGGGAUGGGAAGAGGCUGCCACUGAAUUCCAGCUAGAUAUAGAGCGUUGGACCCUGGAUAAUCCCACCAUCCUUGAAAUGGCUCGACGGGCGUUCCAGUCUCAUAUUCGUGCGUACGCGACUCAUAUUGCUAGCGAGAGGGAAUUUUUCAACAUAAAGGAUCUUCAUCUAGGUCAUUUGGCGAAAGGGUUCGGAUUACGAGAUAGACCAACAAAGAUCAACGUUCCUGGUCUUCGAACUGGCAAGGAGGAAACGACGAAGGCAUUCAAGGCCAAUAGGGCGAUCGGCGCUGGUGAUAAGAAGAAUGAUUCCGGCCCUAGCAAUGACAGCGCGGCUCAAAGGAUGCGGAAGAAGAUGAGAGAGCACAUGACGGCAGCGAACGAGUUCAAUAUUGCCUAA
Arthroderma uncinatum is the source of this 2406-nucleotide messenger RNA. RefSeq names its product ATP-dependent RNA helicase DBP7. Bases 1 to 2406 code for a protein of 801 amino acids. Lineage: Eukaryota; Fungi; Ascomycota; Eurotiomycetes; Onygenales; Arthrodermataceae. Gene Ontology annotation, biological process: ribosome biogenesis. The record is from RefSeq and is a predicted model, not a curated record. The transcript has a single exon. Gene Ontology annotation, molecular function: RNA helicase activity; nucleic acid binding; ATP binding. Gene Ontology annotation, cellular component: nucleus.